AUGGUUCCAGUAAAUUCUGCUGCAUACGCAAUCUUCAAAGUUGUGGUGAUAGCCUUAAGUUACGACGGCUACACAUCCUGCCCGUUGAUUACCGGCGAGAACAAGGGCAUCCUGGCCGAGUUCGACUAUGAGUUGAAACCCAAGGAAACGCUGCCUUUCGACCAGAGUACGGAGCGUUGGAUCUUCAGCUAUAUCAAGCGGUUCGUACUGCCCCCACUCUACUGGCAUGGCCUUUUAAGGUAA
Messenger RNA from Dibothriocephalus latus, 243 nucleotides. Lineage: Eukaryota; Metazoa; Platyhelminthes; Cestoda; Diphyllobothriidea; Diphyllobothriidae. The record is from the annotation of a GenBank genome assembly.